Molecule: messenger RNA, 2143 nt
Organism: Epinephelus lanceolatus (giant grouper)
Lineage: Eukaryota; Metazoa; Chordata; Actinopteri; Perciformes; Serranidae
Source: RefSeq, a predicted model, not a curated record
GCAGCGCUAACCUUGAUAUGCGAGCAAAACACACGUGCUGCUAGGUUAUUAAUUAAGCUUUAGAUUAAACGAUAAUGCCAAUUUAAUCGAUCAUAUUUACCAGGACGACUAUAGGAUCUUUCAGUAUUUUACCGACAGUGAUUACGGUUCUCUGCUGAUAUUUUAGUGUACGAAAACUCUUGUCUUUUAGCUAGCUAAAUCAAUGGCUAACACUUGACUUUACUGCACUCCUUGGACUCAAAUAUCUUCGGUAGACUUCAUGUGGACGUCCCCUUCUCUCCAAUGAUGAGGACCCCUUUUCUGUUUGUCACCAGAAGCUGUCAGGCUGUUCACAGGCUGCAACAAAACCCAUUUUUCUCACCGGUUUCAGCUCUGUCGAGACACCAGAGGAUCUCUGCGUUGAAAUACACGAGCACCCACUUCUGCAAAGACGACAGGAGCUACUACAUAACCACUCCCAUCUUCUAUGUCAACGCUUCUCCUCAUUUAGGACACCUGUAUUCAGCUGUGAUAGCCGACUGCUUACACAGGUACAAGCUGCUGCAGGGCUUCAACUCAAAGUUUGCAACAGGUACAGACGAACAUGGCUUGAAAAUCCAACAAGCUGCUGAAGCUGCGGGAAAAGAUCCCCUGACCUUCUGUACCGAUGUGUCUGAGAAAUUCAAACAUCUCUUCGGCAGCUGCAACAUAUCAUAUACAGACUACAUAAGAACCACUGAGCAGAGACACCGUCAUGCUGUGGAGCAUUUCUGGUCAGUACUCAGGAACAAAGGGCUCAUCUAUAAGGGGAGUUAUGAAGGCUGGUACUCCACCCAAGAUGAAAGCUUCCUCACGGCAUCGCAGGUGGCCGAUGCUUUGGACUCUCAAGGGACGGAGAUCAAGGUAUCGCAGGAGAGUGGCCACAAGGUGGAGUGGAUGAAAGAGGAGAACUACAUGUUCCGUCUGUCUGCGUUUCGGCCUCAGCUGCUUGACUGGCUCAGAGAGAAUCCCAGGGCCGUACAGCCUGAGCAUUUCUACCAGUCUGUCCUCCAUUGGCUGCAGGAGGACCUCCCUGACCUCUCUGUCUCCCGGCAGAGAAGCCGCCUCCAGUGGGGCAUCCCGGUGCCAGGCGACAAUGAACAGACCAUCUAUGUGUGGCUAGAUGCUCUGGUGAACUACCUCACAGUAGCUGGCUAUCCAGAUAAACAUGACCAGUGGUGGAACGUGGCCCACCACAUUGUCGGAAAGGACAUUUUAAAAUUUCAUGCCAUCUACUGGCCUGCUUUUCUUCUAGGGGCCGGACUGCCGCUGCCACAGACGAUACAUGUGCACUCCCACUGGACAGUAGGAGGAAAGAAGAUGUCUAAGAGUUUAGGUAAUGUUGUAGAUCCUCUUGAACGCUCACAGAUGUUCACAACUGAUGGUAUGAGGUAUUUUCUUCUGCGUCAGGGUGUCCCAGACUCAGACUGUGAUUACACAGACAACAAAGUUAUCAAGCUGCUCAACGCAGAGCUCGCUGACUCUCUGGGUGGUCUGCUGAACCGCUGCACAGCUCCAGCUCUUAACCCAGCUCAGGUCUAUCCCCUUUUCUGCCCUCAGUCGUUCGGAAGGGAACAGGGAGGCAGGGCUGUGGUUGAAGACUACCACAUGUUGGAUGCUGUGAAAAAUCUCCCCACUGUGGUGGAGCAGCACUAUGAGAGCAUGCAUGUGUACAAAGCUCUGGAGGCCAUCAGUGCCUCUGUGAGGCUCACCAACGGGUUCGUUCAGCGUCAUGCACCUUGGAAGCUGGACAGAUCGGACAGUAAAGACCAGCGCUGGUUGGACACCAUCAUCCAUGUCUCCCUCGAAUGCCUGAGGAUUUAUGGCACACUCCUCCAGCCAAUAGUGCCAGAGAUUUCUAACAAGCUGCUGUCCAGACUUGGGGUGCAACCAGGCGAGAGGAGCUGGGCAGACGUGAACUUCCUGCCGAGGUAUCAGGGAAUGGACUGUCCCUUUGAGGGGAGAGCACUAGGAUCUGACUCUGGUGUGCUUUUUAGUCGCUUGGAAAGUGAGAAGGCAGAUAAACAGAAACCUACAAAAACAAAGAAGGCAGCAAACUAGACAUGAGGGAUUGUUUUAUAUAAUUCCCUGUUCACCACUUCAGUCAAUAAAGAAAUAAAAACUA